AGGAUGCUGCAGAGAAACAAGUAAAUUGAGAGAGAGAUCAGAGAGAUGGCAGGGAGCAGCUAUUUUUACAAGGAUGUUCUGCCAUUUUUAGCCAUGGUUACUUCUGAGUGCACCAAUGUCGUCUUAAACGUCCUCUUCAAAGCAGCCACUCUGCAAGGUUUGAGUUACCAAGUCUUCACUGCUUACUCCUACGCCGUAUCUACCCUUGUUCUCCUCCCCUUGGCCUUCAUCUUUGGCCGAACGACUGGGCUUCCUACGUUGGAGUGGUCCCUCCUCUAUAGAAUUUUCCUCCUCGGUAUGCUUGGGUAUCUAUCUACGAUAUGUGGAUACAAAGGCAUAGAAUACAGUUCGCCGACUCUGGCUUCAGCUGUCAGCAACCUCACACCGGCUUUUACUUUCAUACUUGCUGUCAUAUUCAGGAUGGAACAGUUAGCUUUGAGAAGGGCAAGUACUCUGGUUAAAGUCGUGGGCACUGUAGUAUCAAUAUCAGGUGCACUUGUAGUGGUUCUCUAUGAGGGCCCCACACUCAUAUCGAUCUCAUCUCAAUCACCAUCCCUUUCACUUCGAUUUAGUCUGGGCUCAUCACAAACGAAUUGGGUGAUAGGUGGGCUUUUAAUUGCUCUUGAGUACCUUCUUGUUUCAAUCUGGUACAUUGUUCAGACUCAAGUUAUGAAAAUGUAUCCAUCGGAGAUAAUUGUGGUCUUCUUAUACAACUUGUGUGGGACAAUUAUAUCUGCACCAGUAUCUUUAAUGGCAGAAGCAAACAUGAGCGAUUGGAGACUAAAACCUGAUAUAGCACUGGUUGCCAUUGUAUACUCGGGAUUUUCUUUAACCUUCGCAACUGUUGUUCACUCCUGGGGACUUCGCUUGAAGGGGCCUGUGUAUAUAUCAAUCUUCAAGCCGUUGUCGAUUGCUAUUGCAGCUGCUAUGGGUGUAAUAUUCCUUGGAGAUGCUCUCUAUCUUGGGAGUGUUGUUGGAGCAGUAAUAAUAUCAAUUGGGUUUUAUGCUGUUUUAUGGGGAAAAGCAGGAGAAGAAGAAGAAGAAAUGUGUGAGGAUUGUGGCUUUGGUAGCUUGGGACCCUCAUGGAAUGGAAAGACCCCUUUGCUGCAAAGAUACAAGGUUGAAGGCAUGUAAUGGAUGUAUACAGAUGAAUGCUUGCUGGUUAAAGAUUGUUCAGCGCCUACUCGCAAUCUAAUACCUCAAAGGUAUUUCAAGUUCAGAGCAAGGCAAAAGUCCCAAGGCCAGGCAUUUAUUGGUAGAUAGCUAUAUGGUCAAUGCUUGCAACCAUUUGAUCAUUCUUCCUUUUCUCCAGAAAUUAUAGAAUUAAAUAGUAUGUAACUUAGGACAAUAACCAAUUAAUCAUGCGUUGAGCCAGUCUUUUAAUCUAUAGUUAGUGGCCAACCAAGACAAAAGAUGGCCUGAAUUUCUGUGUCAUAAUCUCUUGCUGAUCUAACUUGAAGACUAGUUAUUGCUGGGGUCCCAGUUACCCCUGAAUGAUUUUUA
Molecule: messenger RNA, 1503 nt
Organism: Juglans microcarpa x Juglans regia
Lineage: Eukaryota; Viridiplantae; Streptophyta; Magnoliopsida; Fagales; Juglandaceae
Product: WAT1-related protein At5g40230-like
Exons: 7
Coding region: 46-1134 (362 amino acids)
Cellular component (GO): plasma membrane
Molecular function (GO): transmembrane transporter activity
Source: RefSeq, a predicted model, not a curated record